AUGCCCCCGGCUUUGGUCGGACUUUCUGAGGUGCAAAACAUCUUGAACUCCGCACUCUUCAAUGGAGCUGCCGUGGAGGUCACGGCUUUCGAUGCGAAGUUCUGCUUGCAGCGCCUCAUCAGUGGAGACAUCACUUGCUUCCAUGCGGUGCCCACCGUCUACGUCCCUUGGCACGGGCACGUGGGCACUAGUCGCCACAAGCAGUGGGGAGAGGUAGGCAAAGGACUGCGGAAUCCAUCUCUGAGGUACAUGGUCUCUGGCUCUGCAGCCCUUCCUGUGCCCACCAUGAAAUCCUGGGCCGAAAUCUCUGGACAUGUCCUCCUGGAACGGUAUGGCAUGACGGAGAUUGGCAUGGCCUUGAGCAAUCGGAUCGAUGGGACACGUUUCCCCGGGUGUGUCGGAUGGCCAUUGCCUGACGUGGAGGUGAAGCAGGAUCAGGAGCCGCAGCAGAACGGUGAGAAUCGACAUCCGAGAUACGACGAAGCCACCGAGAAGGAGUUCACCAGCGAUGGAUUCUUCAGGACCGGUGACAACGCCAUGAAGGGCGGACCAGCAGAGGACCUGCAGAAGUUGCAGGAGAUCAGGGUGGGCUUAUGCGUCUCCACCCACCGCUGCCGUCUCCGCGAGGACGAUGCGCGGGACGUCGAGGCCUCGACGGGACGGCCUCGCGCGGAGACCCCCGCGGUGGCAGAGCCCGAACUGGUGUCCAUCUAUCGGAUCUUGGGCCGGACGUCUGUGGACAUCAUCAAGAGUGGAGGCUACAAGAUCUCUGGGCUCGAGAUUGAGAGUGUUCUCCUUCAGCACGAGAACAUCCGUGAGUGCGCCGUGGUCGGGAAGCCGGAUGCCACCUGGGGCGAGAAGGUGACCGCCGUGUGCGUGCUGGAGAGCGGCGCGGCGCUCACGAUCAAGGAGCUCAGGGAGUGGGGCAAAGAGCGGAUGGCAUCCUACAAGGUGCCCCAGGAUUUGGAGAUCGUCAGCGAGUUGCCGCGCAAUCAAAUGGGCAAGCUCGAGAAGAAGAAGAUCUUGGAGAGGUACAAGUGA
Durusdinium trenchii is the source of this 1041-nucleotide messenger RNA. The record is from the annotation of a GenBank genome assembly. NCBI's taxonomy places the organism in Eukaryota, Dinophyceae, Suessiales, Symbiodiniaceae.